GUCAUUUUUGAACAUUUUAACCUCGAUUACAUUUUAAUUUGACAGUCCACGUUAGACAUUCUACUAAGUAACUUUGCAACUAAGUUACGUGUCAACUAAUUUUCCUUCUUUUACAACUACAUGUCUACUAACUCGGAGCAGACUUUUAGGUUAGGUUUUAGGGUUAGUAGAAUAAGUUGUUACAAAGUUUUUGUUAGUAUGUGGUAGACCUAUCAAAAUUACUCUUAGUAGCCUAUAUUACAAUGUGGAAGAUCAAUACUUUAAAGCCCUGUCCUAAUGAUUAAUGUCAGACAGCAGAUCUUCAGCCCUGCUCCUGGACAUCUACCCUUCUGCACACUUUAGUUCCAACCCUGCUCCAACAUACUUGUCUAUAAAUACAAAGUAGCUCUAAGGACCUUAAUAAGCUGGUUCAGGUUGGUUCAGGUGUGUUUGAGUCUCCUGAUCCAGGGUGUCCCAUUUGUCCCUUUUGCCCCCUUUUGCAGCUUCAAUGCACUUUUUUGAGCUACUUCACAGCCUACUCAACAUUCAAAAAAUUCUAAUAAAUUCAUGAAUAUGUGGACUUGGAGGUAGACUGCAAGGGCUUACUGUGCUAUUCUGACCAUAUCUUUUUUCCCAAGAUGAUUCUUCCAACUUUUGGCCAGCUGUUGGCUAAAGUGAGAAAGCUGAGGACCCACCUGCUGUUUCCUCUGUUAGGUUCUUCAUACUUCACUACAGCUAAGCUAUCAAAUCAAAUCUCUAAACCUCACGAGAGAAACAUUCUCCUGAUGGGUCCUCCUGGAGCCGGGAAAACCUGCGUUGGACAGAUUGUGGGACAGAGACUAGGGAUGCCUGUUAUUGAUAUAGAUGACGAUGUUCUCGAAAGGGCAUGGGGUAUGAGUGUAGCAGACAAGCUUUCUGAGAUCGGUGGAGAUGGUUUCAUCGAAGAAGAAGGUAAAGCGGUAUGUAACUUCACUGCUACUGGAAGUGUUAUCUCAUUAACGGGCUCCAAUCCACUGCAUCCAGAUGCCAUGCAGCAUUUAAAGCGAUCUGGACUGGUCUUGUAUCUGGAUGUGGACGCAGAAGAUAUCAUGCAGAGACUCUCUCGAAUGAAGGUGAAUAGGAUUGUGGGUCAGGAUGCAGGUGUUUCUAUGAGAGAGAUAUUACAGUACAGGAAAAAGUUUUAUGAGAGAUGGCUGGAUGCGCGAGUUCUUUGUGGGACGGGAGACUCUGUGGAGGACGUGGCUGAUAAAGUCUUGAGGACUCUGGGUAGAUAUGAGGAUUCGGAAUCGGAGAUGUUCAUUUCAACAAGGAGCCAAAUGUCAAGUGACCCCAAGUUCUUUAGUGAUGUUGUUAUAGAGGGUCUUGCACCAGAUGGAGGGCUUUACGUACCAAAGAAAGGAUUCCCCAAACUGGAACCUUCUGAAUGGCUGAGAAUAUCCAGCAUGCCAUAUGCAAUGAGAGCUGUGGUCAUAUUGGAAAACUGUAUCCAUCCUGUGGAUGUGUCCCCUGUAGAAUUGAGCACAAUGGUGCAUCAUGCUUAUGGCCAGAACUUCGCCAAUCGAUCGGUUGUACCUCUAAAGCACCUCACUGAUCAUCAGUACAUUCUAGAACUCUUUCACGGCCCCACUGCUUCUUUUAAGGACUUGGCACUGCAGCUAAUGCCUCAGCUGUUUACCCACUGCCUUCCACAGAUGUGCAACUACCUGAUUCUAGCGGCCACAUCUGGAGAUACAGGAAGCGCUGUGCUAAACGGCUUCCGGAAUCUUAAAAACAGUGACCGUGGGAGGAUUGGCGUGCUUGUGUUCUUCCCUGAGAAAGGAGUGAGUGAGAUUCAGAAGCUACAAAUGACAGGAUUUCAGGAGGGCAAUGCCAAGUCCGUUAGUGUCCUGUCCGACUUUGACUUCUGCCAAAGGAGCAUCAAACAAAUGUUUGGGGACUCAAGCUUGAUCGGACAUUUAGCUGUGGAAUAUGCUACGGUUCUAAGCACCGCUAAUUCAAUAAACUGGGCUCGACUGCUUCCUCAGGUGGUGUACCACUGCUCAGCAUACUUGGACCUGCUUAGAAAUCGCACGUUGAUGUUUGGAGACCCCAUUGACGUGUGCAUCCCUACUGGGAACUUUGGCAACGCCAUGUCAGCCCUGUAUGCCAAACAAAUGGGAAUCCCCAUACGGAAGGUGAUUUGUGCGUCCAAUCAUAACUGCAUUAUAUCUGACUUCAUCGCUAGUGGAAUGUAUGAUCUCCGCAACAGGAAGCUGCUAGUUUCAAACUCUCCCGCCAUUGAUAUUCUGAAAUCCUCUAACCUUGAGAGGUUCAUCCAUCACGCAUCCCGCGGGGAUGGGAGUCUGGUCAGAGAUCUGUUUCUGAAUCUAGAAAGAGAUCGUUUUUUCAAAAUAUCAGAGACUUUACGUCAGAAGAUAAAUCUGGAGGUUCAAGCUGGAUGGUGCUCAGAAGAUGAUUGUUUGAGAGCCAUACAUGAGGUGCACGCAGCAACAGGCUACAUAAUGGACACUCACACAGCGGUUGGUAAAGUAGUCGCCGAUCGUAUACAUGACAAAACCUGCCCGCUUGUUAUAUGCUCCACUGCACACCAUGGGAAGUUCGCCCCCGCUGUCUUAAAAGCCCUUCAGUGUCAAAAUAUCCCACAAGACCCUGUUGAGCAAUUAGAAAAACUCUAUACCAUUGGAGGCCGAGAGCAGAUGCAUGGUGCUCUCAUGAAGAGCAUGAGAGACAGUGGAGAUCAUCCACAUGUAGUAUGUGAGGCUGACUUUAGCAAGCUUGUAGAUGAAGUAGAAACUGUGAUACAAGACUCAUUUUUGAGAGUGCAGUGACCGGAAAUACCCGCAAAUCUCCUCUAGAUGGCGACGUCUGUCAAGAAACCCCUAAAUAUAACGAAUCGCAUUUUGUCGAUAUGAGCAUUAGGUGGCAGUAAUGUAAUGGAUAUAUCUUUAGUUUCAAUCCACUUCAUGUUACUUAAGUUCAGCUUACAUUUGACUUUUUUCCCAAUCUCUCAAGUGAUUUAUCACAAAAUGUUUUUAUUUUGUAGUGAUUAUAAAUUAUUAACGGUAGGCUGUUACAAUAAAAAUAAUUUAUAAAGUGAAAUAUUACUUGUUGGAAUAAUUAUGUAAAGUAUCAUUAAUAAAAAUGUAUUGAUAAUUGCUCUUACAUUAUGUAGUAUUGUUGUUGUUGCUAAGUAUAGCUUAUUUAAAGGCUUAAAUGAUAAUAAUAAAAAAACAAGGAAAUAAAGUUUUUCUCUCUUACAGGUACAUAUAUUUAAGUAAAAAUUCAGUUUACUCACCUUCAUGCUGUUAUUUAAAAUAUAUGACAUUUCCUGUCAACCGCAAAUUUUAAAAUGCCUUUUUUUCUUCAGUAAAA
Messenger RNA from Puntigrus tetrazona (Sumatra barb), 3351 nucleotides. Its product is annotated as threonine synthase-like 1. Lineage: Eukaryota; Metazoa; Chordata; Actinopteri; Cypriniformes; Cyprinidae. The coding region runs from base 618 to 2807 and encodes 729 amino acids. The record is from RefSeq and is a predicted model, not a curated record. Gene Ontology annotation, molecular function: pyridoxal phosphate binding. Gene Ontology annotation, biological process: amino acid metabolic process. Gene Ontology annotation, cellular component: cytoplasm. The transcript is spliced from 2 exons.